CCGGAGCAGCAGGAGGAGGAGGAGCAGGAGGAGAAGGAUCGUCGUUGUGGCCGUGGUGUUGGAGGGCAUCGUGCCGUCCCAAGGGAUGCCCGGCGGGGCCCCCGGCCGCGCUCCCCAGGCCCGGCCAGCCCAGUCUGAAGACGAGGCUUCCUUCUGCCAACCUAAUAUGCCAGCGGCCCUCCUGCCCAAUGCUACUGUUGCAGCCCGCCGGACUUCCUGCCCCUAAGCAGCUAUCACCGCCUCCUUCUAUGUCAGUGGCUCCCGGCUCAGCGUUCCCCCUGCCGAGACCCCUGGGAUUGGGGCCUGCUCUGCCUCUCCCCGGGGAAGAAGAACUCGCGAAGGCCCUGGAACAAGAUUCGGCACUGGAGGGGUUAUGCAAGCCCUUGUUCUGUAAACUCUGUAAUGUCACCUUGAACUCAGCCCAGCAGGCCCAGGCUCAUUAUCAGGGUAAAAAUCACAGUAAGAAACUUCGAAACUACUAUGCAGCCAAUAGUUGUCCAGCUCCUGCCAGAAUGAGUAAUUCGGUAGAGCCUGCAGUUACAUCGAUUGUACCAGUUACUUCUCAGAUGGGCCCUUCCAAGCCGGGAGGCCGAAUAAUAAUGGCCACAGAGAACGAUUACUGUAAACUCUGUGACGCCUCGUUCAGUUCCCCAGCCGUGGCCCAGGCUCACUAUCAAGGGAAAAAUCACGCCAAAAGGCUGCGGCUCGCUGAGGCUCAGAGCAACUCAUUCCCAGAUCCGUCAGAUGUCGGCAAACGGCGGCCCCGGAAAGAAGGGAGCGAAUACAAGAUGAUGCAGAAUAGGAGAACUCCAUAUGCGGUUCAGAAUAAUGCAGUCAUUGAUGCUUUUCAAGAGGGACAAUCUCAGCGUCUAUCAGAAAUUGUGCAGGCAAACCUCCAGGGCUGA
This is a messenger RNA of Tachyglossus aculeatus (Australian echidna), 905 nucleotides long. RefSeq names its product zinc finger matrin-type 3 (gene ZMAT3). The transcript has 6 exons. The record is from RefSeq and is a predicted model, not a curated record. The coding region runs from base 189 to 905 and encodes 238 amino acids. Gene Ontology annotation, molecular function: nucleic acid binding; zinc ion binding. Lineage: Eukaryota; Metazoa; Chordata; Mammalia; Monotremata; Tachyglossidae.